This is a messenger RNA of Aspergillus thermomutatus, 1500 nucleotides long. Its product is annotated as F-box protein. The transcript has a single exon. The record is from RefSeq and is a predicted model, not a curated record. Bases 1 to 1500 code for a protein of 499 amino acids. Gene Ontology annotation, molecular function: protein binding. NCBI's taxonomy places the organism in Eukaryota, Fungi, Ascomycota, Eurotiomycetes, Eurotiales, Aspergillaceae.
AUGGAUCCGCAGGCCGGGUCUGUAUCUUCUGCUAACAAUUCUGAGAAUGCAGCUGACAGCGCCUUCAGCCCGCUCAGCAUGCUCCCGCCAGAAUGUCUCCUGAAUGUCCUUGACAACCUAGACUCUGCUGACAAUCUGGCUGUCUCCAAGGUCUCCAGAGAUCUGCGCAGAUGGGCGAAGCCACUCGUCUUUAGAGACAUCUUGUGGACCUAUACAGCAACACCCCUCCGACGAGUACUUCUACUGCUGGAACAGAUCUUCCUGAAUGCGCAAAUUGCAGGGUAUGUCAAGCACCUCCAGCUCACUUACACCGGACCGGCCUGGGUUGCGCCUGUUCCAGAUAUUGACUUUCAACAGCAGGCCACGAGAUUUGCCUUUGUCACCGAAAAGGCAAUCGAGUUCGUGAGACGGAUCGGCCUUUUCGACACCGAAGGUUACGUGGAGCUGCUCCGACAGGGCCAUUACUACGCGUAUGCAACGGUUCUGAUCUCCCAACUGUUUAACCUGCGAAGUUUGGAGUUAGACUAUACCUACACUCUGAACGGUGGCUUCCCCGGUCUUUUCCUCGAACACGCCCUCCGCUCUUCCUUCGACGGCAUCUCCAAAUUCAACAGACUGGAGAUCCUCAAAUAUGGCGGCGACGUUCCCCAGGCUGAGAAACUCGACGACGAGGCGGAGGAAGCGGUGGCAGUACUUCCCUUACUCGGAAACAAGGACCAAUUUGCUCCCUGGUUCGCCCUGCCCAAGCUGAAGCACGUGGAGAUGUGGCUCAGAAGUGCCUCCGGUUUCGAUGCAUACAAGGAUCGUCUGGCGGCUGGGGAGUUGGAAAGCCUAGUCUUGGCCAGGUCAAGUGCGGAUGCUGCCGACAUCAAGGCGAUUCUCGGCGCCUGUCCGAAGCUCCGUAGGUUGCACCUGGGAAUCUGCUACAACUUCGAGCGGCAGCUACCACUUUUCGACAGCAAGGAACUGGCUGGCGCCUUGAAGCUGUUGAAGGGUCGCCUGGAGACACUCUCGAUAGGUCUCGACACUGACCCAAGCUUUGUUGGCGGAUUCAGCUGGGACCAGGAGAAUAGUUCGGGUGCUAGUACGCUGACGGAUCACUUCUUGAUGCUGUUCCCUGAGUUCACACAGCUUCAGGAGCUGGAAGUCCCAAUGCCGCUCUUACUGGGAUGGUUCUCGAACGAGAAUUGGGCGGAUUUUCGCCAGUACCUGCCCCCAAAAAUGCGACACGUGGUGCUUCGGAACGAUCUCUCCGGGUUCGACAACUACGCAUGGGAUCCGUACGGGAUGGUCUUUGCGGUCGACCAGCGUGUUGUCGAGACAAAGAAACGGAUUCCUAGCUUGGAACGGGUGACUCUUCGCGUCUGGGCCACGGACCCUCGAAGGCCAAAUGAAGAUUUCCUGGCAGAAGCUGCGGACAUGGCCCAGUCUGUCGGGGUCGAGUGUGACUCGGUCGUCGACGAGCUCGGCUCGGGGCUUUGGGUUGCCAGCGCUACCUAA